AUGACGAGCUCCGAAGGGCAGGCCGAUUCGGCCAUCGAUAAGCGGGACUUCGAUGCGAACCGGCCCCUGCUUCAAGACGGAACUGAGGGUGAACAUGGACAGCCGAGUCCGCAAUACAGACAUUCGCGAUCGGGCUCGCAUCGCUCUCGACUUUCGCGUGACAGUGCCAAUAGCGAUGAUGGGCUCUUGAACGAUGUUGUGGAGGGUAUUGUCGAGCGUGACCGUAGGAUUAUGCACAGGGAGGUUGUGCGGGUGGUUAGCUUUGCUUGGGGAGUCGUGACAUGUCUGGGCGCGGGAAGCAUCACCGCGUUCUCUCUUUACGGACAUCUACUGCUCACGCGACUUCAUUACACACAACUUCGGGUUAAUGCGGUUUCCAUCGCGGCUGAGGUAGCGAUGUACCUUCUCGUCCCGUUGUUCGGGUUCCUAUGCGAUCGCUACAGCCCGUCACCCUUGUCCUUGGGCUCGGGCAUCAUGUUCGGUGUCGGAUACCUGCUUGCUGCAUUCACUUACAAGAAAGGCCCCCCUCCUGAUGUCGGGGGCUCAGGGUGGCCAUUCUGGGUCAUGCUCUUGGCUUUCAUUCUUAUCGGCAUGGGGACAAGUUGCAUGUAUCUUUCUGCUGUAGCGACGUGCGCAAAGAACUAUGGUCGUGGAAAGCAUAAGGGAAUAAUGCUGGCUAUUCCUAUCGCAGCAUUUGGACUGAGUGGAAUGUGGCAGAGUCAGAUUGGUACUUAUAUUCUCUAUGAGCACAAUGCUGAUGGCAGUCAUGGCGAUGUGGAUGUGUUCCGCUACUUCCUUUUCCUGGGAAUUCUUCUCCUGGUGACCGGUUUCAUCGGAACUUUCCUUCUACGUAUUGUUGAUGAAGAGGAGGAAAGAUACAUUGAUGAGACUGUCGAAGAGCUGGAGCGGAGUGGGCUACUGGAGGAGAGUGACUUUUUCAGGCCUCGUCAUGAAGUGAGGGCUGCUUCGGAAUACGGCACAUUCUCUUCAGAUGCCGAUGAGACGGGCUCAAUGACAAUUUCAGAGGAAGAACGAGAGGAAAGAAAACGCGAGGAAGAAGAGCGCCGCAAAAAGAACUGGCUUCUUAAUUACGAGACGCGCGCUUUUCUUCAGGAUCCCACCAUGUGGUGGCUGGCUGCAGGGUUCUUCCUGGUCACGGGCCCUGGAGAAUCCUACAUUAACAAUCUCGGAACUAUCAUCCCAACGCUUACUCCGCCAACCUACGCCCCGGAAGCCGCUCCACCAGCUGGCCUUCCAUCAACACAUGUCAGCACAGUCGCCCUAACUUCAACAAUUGCUCGACUCCUCACUGGGUCUCUGUCUGACUUCUUCGCACCACCCGCAUUACAUCUCUUCCCUUCAAUCCCAGAAGGCAAUCGUCAUCGAUCGGAAAUUGCAUCAGACGACAAGCGCACAACGCUAUCGAGAAUGACCUUCCUCCUCCCAUCGGCACUCAUCCUCUCAAUCGGCUAUCUCAUACUAGCUACCCCACUCCCUCUCGAGCAACCAUCCAUAUUCCACCUAACCACCGCCUUUGUCGGUUUCGGAUACGGCAGUGCAUUCUCCCUCACGCCAAUUCUCAUCUCAGCCGUAUGGGGCGUGGAGAACUUUGCCACAAAUUGGGGCAUUGUUGCCAUGAUGCCGGCCCUCGGUGCGGCGCUUUGGGGCGUCGUCUACUCGACCGCCUACCAGCAAGCUGUAGAUAGUGGCAACGGAUCUGCCGACGGACAGUGUCAUGGCUGGCGCUGCUUUGGAAUCUGGGCGGUGGGUUGCACAGUCAGUGUUUGGAUUGCUAUUGCGGCUUGGUUAGCUGCCUGGCGAGGCUGGAAACGCCGCGGGAUUGUUGUUUAG
Molecule: messenger RNA, 1851 nt
Organism: Penicillium waksmanii
Lineage: Eukaryota; Fungi; Ascomycota; Eurotiomycetes; Eurotiales; Aspergillaceae
Product: MFS transporter
Exons: 3
Coding region: 1-1851 (616 amino acids)
Biological process (GO): transmembrane transport
Cellular component (GO): membrane
Molecular function (GO): transmembrane transporter activity
Source: RefSeq, a predicted model, not a curated record